AUGAUGGAUCUAGACAUGGUGGACAUUGAUCGGCAACUGGAACUCUUGGAUGAAAUUGAAGGUACAUGUUAUUACACUGUUUUCUCAUAAUUUAAAGCCGAAGAGAGAACCUCCCGAUCAUCGCUGGCACCAAGUUCAUUAUCCAUACCGGCUACCAUGCCGGCCCCGAAACGUCGGAAAACCCUGAUUGCAGAGAAUUGUGCUCCUGUACUCGAGAAGGUUCAUACAAACUCGGCUGCCGAAUGCCAAUCAGUGGUUCUCAAUGACCGUAUCCCUGAGACUGGUGACUAUGUUCCAGUUACCUUCCUCGAUGGUCGGAGAAAAUACCUCGCAGUGGAAGAAGUUGAGCAGGAGAAGCUUCCAACCGCCUCGACCACCCGACAGCCCUUAGUGCUUGACGACCUUUCCAGAUUGGUUGAAAGUGCAGAACGAUUGGUUUGGCCCUUUCAUUCCUGACCUGCGUUUUACAUCUUCCAGAUUUCGUUUAAGCAGAUCAUCGAGACCGGUGAGCCAAAUGUGUCGACAGGCACGUCCUCCCCUGCCAUCUCUGAGUCAUCUCAAUUGUGGGUCAAAAAAUAUGAGCCUGUCCGUUAUCUGGACUUGAUAUCUUCUGAGGUAGGUGUGUGCACAUUUUUUUCGUCCAGUACUGGCUGUCACCAGGACAAGUUUUGCCGUAUGCGACCGUAAAUUUCGUAGUAGUUUUACCGCUACUUUUGAAAAAUAUUUGUGGUAAGGUGUGGUUAUGUAGCCUCACCUGAUGGACAUAAUACUGUUGACCUACUUAAUUGUUUUGAGUUGGUGUGAUUACUUUGGCAUGGUGUUGCUGUGCGUUGCGGUGUGUGUUCUGUUGGCGGCCUUGUUUUUCUGUUGCCGUGUCCAUCUUUUCCUGUCCAAUGCUGGUGGUCCUUCUUGACUUUCAGCCUGUUGCCUUCUAACUUUCGCGUUGGAUGUUUCAGGGCUAUGGUUUAGGGCUGCGGUUAGGGGUAAGGGUUGGGGUUAGCGUUAGGGCUUAGGGUUAGGACUAGAGGUUAGGAUUAAGGAGUUAGGGUUUAGGGUUAGGGGUUAGGACAACUAUUUCUCAACCACUCAAAGGACAACCGCUCAUUCCCAACAGCUUUACUUUUGCAUACAAUUACUUAGCCUCGUCGCCUUUGCGUUCCCCGGCUCCGCUUACCGAGCGUUAAGUUCAGCGUCCUACUAUUUACCCACGAGUCCGAGGUUCUCUCGAUAUGUAAUUCUGAAUACUAGAGAUGAAACGUAACCCGUAGCUGUUUUACUGUUUCAUUCAUCAUCAUGAAACCUAUUUAUAGGCAUAUAUAGAAUCACAUGAAUUUGCCUGUCAUUUGGGAACGUAAAGAUUGCGUGAAUACCCAGGCCAUAUUUAAUUGUGUACCGUUACUAGUAGACUCCUCGAAACAGAGAUCCAAUAGGUAGCGUAUCUUAUGAAAUUUAGACCAGAAUCUUUUGUUUUUUUCGAUCGGGAAGAAUCGCUUGGGCGGGGUUGUAAUAUUGAUUACUAUGCAGUAUGAUCUCACGAUAUUUCGGUCAUGCCAUAAAUCCGGCUUUUAAACAAGCCGCCUGCAAAAAGCGCACUUGGCAAAUAUGGCUUCUUAAGUAGUAUGAAUUGUUUUCCGUUGAUUCCCGACGCCCUUCUAAGUUAGAAUUUAUUUUAUGGAAAAAUGUAGAAAAGAAUUUCAUUCAUCUGCUGGAAAAUCUUCUCUUCAAUUUUUAUAACCGAAGAAAGGGUGUUUUUCAGUUUUAAAAAGUUUCUAAUAAGGAGAUUUGUUAAAACCCUGCAAUGUCCUUUCAAUCUGCAUCUUAUCUAUCCGUUUAUUAACGCCCUUCAUGGAAUAUGCAAAGUAGUCCACAUCCAUUGCAAAAUUUUAUGCGUCAUAUAGGCUAUCUUCUCAAUGCCGUAGGAGAAUGUAGUAUUUUACUUACACGAAAUUAUACAGCUUAUGGACUGAAAACCCUAGAAGCAAAUGCAACGGCAGAUAGGACCCGAAAUUAUCCAGGCAUUGAAGAGCUUUUUUAGAACCCAAAUAUACUCCUCAUUUAAGCAUCAUAUUUGAAAAGUUAUUUCCUACCAACUGAGCCCAAGAAAGAUUGUUUUUGUGCAUGUUGCCUACGAAAUAUAUUUGCAUUUAUCAGGACAUCAAAAAUCCACGGGAAACAUUCAUACUACUUAGAUGGUUGUUUUUUACGGGAUGCAGUUUUUGCAGGCGGCUGGAAAGAAGUGCAUUCAAAAGCCAAUAUCCAAGCGUGUUUGAUAUAUCUUGCGUUUAUGCUGCACCAUAACCAGUACUGCAACCGCAACUAAGUAAUCCUUCCUAACCGGAAGCACAUUUCCGUGUUUCGGUCAACAGUUCAUGGGAUCAGUCACUGACAGACGGCUACAUUUCAAUUGCCUGUCUGGCAUCAUGUGGGGCUCUCAAUAAUACCACAACCCUUGCGUGUGGACAACCUGUUCUUAACGAGUGCCCCGUAUUUACCCAAAAUUAAUGAGUUUAUGUUGUCUAGUCGAGUGUAUUCCGCUCCUUCCGGGCAUUUUUAUAUCACUUAUCCUGCAAUCUGUCGUCCACAGGCAGUCAAUCGCCAGUUACUCUCCUGGCUCAAAGCCUGGGACUACAGUGUUUUUGGCAUCGAACCCAGGCCCUCCGGGACGACUACUGCAUUCUCUGAGGACGUGGGCGAUCGGGCACCUCCUCCUCCUCCGCCCCCCUCAGAUGCCUCUCGGUUCCGCAAGUCUGCACAGUCUGCCCCAAGCACCGCCAGACAAAAUGCAGCUGAGAAAGAGCUAAGCAUCAGCAUGCUUGACCCCAGAGACGGUCGGCCCUUCUAUCGUCUCGUUUUGCUCUCUGGUCCUCCAGGCUUGGGCAAGACCACGCUUGCCCAUCUGUUGGCACGCCACGCGGGUUACCAGGUCAUCGAAACGAAUUCAAGGCAAGUUUUCUGUCAGAUCACAGUGGUGCUUACUUCGAUCCGUCUGGCAGACUGCUUCGCUCAAUGCUGCCUGCUUCUGAGACGGCGUUACUCACCGUAGGUUCGGUAAGGUGGUUUGCAUGGUCCAAGCGCGCUUUCAGACCAUUCCAAUCGGUGGGCCGCGGGAGCUUGCGUGUAUGUGAUACGAUGUGCGAUGCAAGCCGUAAAAGCGACAAAACAGGGUUGGGGAGGGAGGGUGACGGCUUCUGUGGUGCCGAUUGAUAGUCUUCUUUUUACUAAUUGGCAGAUAGAUAAUCCUAGGGAUGGUUGAAUCCACUUUUCAUAGUAGAUUGGGAUCCUUUUUGUGCGAUAAUCCUUGCUGAACUACUCUGUAGAAAAAUGUGGUCCUUCCAGUUCACCGGCAGAUAUGAAGUUUUGCUUCCUUUCAAGUAAGAGUAAAAGGCACAAUUGACCCAGACAUCCAAGGCUGCAAAUUAGAAUCAGUUAGACUACUCAGGAGUGUAAGUAGCGUUCAUUUAGUUAUGUAACGGAGAGUCAGGCUACAGUAGGUGGGCUAACUCGUGCAAUCUCAACCCAAAUUCCGAAAUGCGUUUUCGUUUUGAAACGAUUAAUUAAGUAGGGUUGUAAAACUAGUCAGCCUGCAACAUGAUUCUAUAAUAUUUCACUUACCCCGGGACGUCGGCUUUCGAAUGAACAUCCUUCCGGCUGCAUGCAAAAACUACACCCUGUAAAAAUUGGCUACUUAAGUAGCAUGAAUUUUUCUCAUUGAUUUUCGAUGCCCUUAAAAAUCCAAUUAUAGUUGAUGGAAAAAAUGCAUAAAAAGUAUUCACUCUUUUGCUCAUUCGGUAGGAGAUUACGUUUCCUUCCAAUUUUAUACUCGAAGGAGGGAUAUAAUUCGGGUUUAAAAAAGUGUUUAAUUGUGGGACUUUUAAAUACUGUGAAAUGGCCGUUCAUUAGAAAGCCGGCAUCCUGAGGUAACUGAAUCAUUAUAGAAUUGUGUAGCAGACUGACUAGUUUUACAACCCUACUUAAUUAACCUUUUCGAACCGAAAACGCAUUUCGGAAUUUUGGUUGGCAUUUCAUGAGUUAACCCACCUACUGUACGAUGACUUCUUCUAAAAUGGCACUCUCUUAUAUGUGGUAUUCGAGCCAUCCCCCUUGUGUGUGUAAUCCUGGCGCAUGCGUUUGGGGGGCCAUGUCGUGCAUGGGGCGCGCGUAGACGGGUCCUCUAGCUCUGUCAGCCAUUGCGCCCACUCCCGGCAUCAGACAUGUGGCCGGCACGGAAAGCGGACUGAUGCCUGAGAGUGGACGCAGAAAGUGAGGUCGACGGUCUUAGCACCUAUCCAACGGCGUAAACAAUCUGACGCGCUUAAUGCUAUCACAGUGCGCUAAAACCCGUGGCUUGGAAGGUUGCCAACUGAUGGGGCAACUCAGACCUCGCAGUCAGCCUAGUCUGUGUUUAGGUAGAGCGGCGGACUGGUCAAUUGAGUGUCAGGCCGCAAUGGCUCCUUCGUAAUGUGGCCUCUUUGGCACUCCCACUUAGUGGGGUCCAAGCCGCCUCCUCUCCCCCCCCCCGCAUCUCAUGUGUAAAAUUCUGGUCAUUGCACUUUGUGGACCAGGGGGUGUGGUGACACGCCUAGGCGCGGGUUUUCGCCGCACCAGCCAUCUUUGUCCCCUUCCGCUUCCGGUCUUCGUGACUCCGUCUUGACCGAGGUGGGAGGGGACAGAGUACGGUACAUGCUGCGCAAGUCUUCCACCACUUUAAACUAACCCACGCGCAAGUCACCGUCCCUGCCUUCACUCUGCUGUGAAGCAAACGGUGGACAUCGUCGGCAACGACGGUCGAACUGUCAUGUAACCGAACAACUGACUAGUUGGUCUCAAGAAAAUAAUUUAGAAAUUGACGGCCUAUUUGUACUCAGUAUUAAAAAUCUCAAUCAAGGACUCCCUUCUAACCGAGAUUUUCAAAAGUUAGCUCAGAUCUUCGUUUUCGUCUGAAAGGGUUGGGCCAGUGAAGAGCGGCGUCAAGUUGCUCAAGUGCACAGAACAGCAAAAUUCAGCGUAUUUGGGGGGAAAAAUAGCCAUAAAUGGACAAGGUGGAAUUCCUCUUCAGGCCAUUCAUAUAACCACGAUCAAUCUCGUGUAAAUACUACUGAAAUGGACGCUUUCUUGUGCCGUUUAUUUCCUAUAUUUUCUCAUCCUCGCCUGUUGCUCCCGUCGACUUCCAGUGACGAUCGAAGCCCUGCGGCCAUGCGAGAUCGUCUGGAGACCGUUGCCUCCAGUCAAACCAGCCUGAACCCUGCCACAGCGGUCGCCGUCUCCACUGUCCUAAAGCCGAGCUGUCUCAUUCUGGACGAGGUGGAUGGUGCGCUGCCGGCGGCCGUUGAGGUGCUCUCUGCUGCCGCCUGCAACGUUGCCGCAGGCGAACGCAGACGUGCGAGCAGGAAACACCGGAAUGCCCUUGUCCUGCGUCGACCCGUGAUCUGUAUCUGCAAUGACCUGUAAGUCAGCGCGCCUUAUUCUUCUGAUUCCCCCCCUCCCGUCUCUAUGCUCGACAGGACAGUUUGACGACUGCCAACUACGACAUCGGCCGUAUGUCCCACGGAGUAGACGGUGGAUUAGUUUGUAGUGAGGCAGACUUACGCAGCACGUACUGCUCGAUCGGAUCUUAUUUCGUUGCCGUACCUGCAGUAGACAAGCCCCAGGCUAACCCCUAGCAGGUACGGCUACGAAAUAAGAUCCUGCUUACUGGCAAUAGAAACGAAGAGACGAGUCCCAGGAAGCAGUCUUGAAGAAACAGACACGGUCGCUGGGACAAGAGCUUUAUUAGCCUGACAUUGCGGAUUCCUGCUCGAACCCAUCAUCAGAGACAAAAGAGCAGAAACGGGUGGUUCAUGCAUAAAGGGCUGCAGUAUUUAUAGGGGGCAGUCGCCAUGUUACUGCAUGCCUAUGAAUAUUCACGGCUCCGCCCGUCAUCGGGGAUCGUUGCACUUGGUGUGCUGACUCUUUGAUGGCCGACAUUCGCGUCGUUAGUCGUUGCAAUCUCAUGACGUGCGUUGGAUGUUGUUGUGAUGAUUGCUCGACUAUCUGACGCACUGACCCUGGCGUGGGGGAACAGAGUUCACCUGUGCGCUUCCCGCAUGGCUAAUUACACCGCCUGGGCGAAGUCUCAGCACUGAGUAUGGAAGGGGAAGGUCAUUGCACUUGGUACUGAACCGGGGGCCAGUAAACCAUGACUCAAGCAGCUCCCGGUUCACGCGGUCGUCACCGCUUGCGAGAAUUUCGGUCUUGUCGAAUUCGAAUGUGUGGCCGGAUCUCGUCGAAUGAGCCGAAAUCUGAGAGCUAGUGUCAUUUCUCCGCACCGCUGCAGCGUGUUCGACCAUUAGCGUUCGUAGCUGUCAUCCGGUUUCUCAGACGUAGUUGCUUUUUCCGCAGCUGCACCAGAUCCGAUAAACGACUCCAGACGUUUCUAGCCGUGGCAGUGGGUCUUUCGGUGUCAUUACCUGACGCCUGAUGGUUGCCUCCGGUCUGUGUGCAACUCCAAGCCCUAGUGGUGCGAGAAGGCGGCCGACAGCUUCCGCUCGCCGAAUGAGCCGCAACUUGAGAGGUGGCGUCAUUUCUUCUCACCGCUGCAGCUUGUUCGGCCAUUCGCGUUCGGAGCUGUCUUCCGGUUUCUCCGACGUAGUUGCUUUGUCCGCAGCUGCACCAGAUUCGAUAAACGACUCCAGACGUUUCUUGCCGUGGCCACGGCCGCCUUCUCGCACCACUUGUUGGAGUUGCACACAGACCGGGGGGAACCAUCAAGCGUCAGUUAGUGAAACCGAAAGACUCGUUGCCACGGCAAGAAAUUGAACUGACACUUGCACUCCCCCCUAUCUCUGUCGGGAGCAAAUCUACCAUUCUCGAGGUUUCCAAUCCUAUCAAUCUGCAUAGUCGCUUUAGAAAUUUCAGUGUUUAGGAAACUUGUGGGUAGUUGAAAAGGCGCAUACGUAGAGAUAUUACCAACAAAGACCCUAGAACACUUGAAUUACGCGUUCUGGCUUAAUUGCCCUCAUCAACCGGCAUUACGCCCUCCCUCCCCCCCCCCCUCCCAGAGUGGGCUCUAACCCGGUAACUCCAAAUCAGAACGUUAUCACCCAUUCCCGUCUCGGAAGUCUGUACAGAACGAAUUUUCUCCCCACAAAUAGACCUAGAAUAGUUCAUCUCGUACUAUAGCAGACAACCCGUCGUUGGUGAGAUCAACGGUAGUUCCUAAAUACGUGCCCAUUCGUUCGAACACAUUCCCUAAAUCACACUUGAGGCUUCGGGGUGUUUUUUCGUGGGUUUUAAUACGGUUCUGUCGCCCAACCACCAAACUCGGUGUCAGUUAUUAAUUGCAUCACACUGACUGAUGUUUCCUGUCUCUCAGCUAUGCCCCGUCACUGCGUCCUCUUCGAGCCCCUGGCGUGCCCUGCUUCAUUCUCCGUCUGCCCAGCAUUGAUCUUAAUCGCCUCAUCUCCCGCCUGGACUGGAUCGCCAGAACGGAGGACAUUGUUGUGGGCAAAAAUUUUCUCUCCAACCUCGCGGACUCCAGCGGUCGCGACAUCCGUGCCUGCCUGAAUGCCCUGCAGGUAUGCGUGUUAAUUCUGCAGCGUUUUUUUUAACACCAAGUCUUCAUUUACCCAGGGGGGGUUGUUGGUGUUGAUGCUCCCCCGUCUGAUCGAACAACGACAAAAAUGUCCUUGUUCGGAUUUGGCCUGCAGUCUGGAGCCGAGCAAUCUGAAGGCAGCAAUUGUUGGCGCCUUCAGCCAACGCAGGCGUGUGCUCGAAGGGCUUGAUACGCGUACUGUUGUUGUUAUUGUUGGUGGACAGAGGAUUUGCUCUUCUCGACACCAUUAACUGUCGUUAUGCCCUCCCCUUCCCCUCCCUCUACAACGCCUGAAUCAGAGGCUUCCUGUCUUUUAAAAUCAUUUACAACUGAAUGUUCUCGAGUUUCGGUCCUGCAUUUUCAAAUAAACAUAUUCUGUUAAGUGCAUGUAUUACUGAUGACAUUUUAGCACCAUGUUUAUUUAAAGCUUGAUAUUGCAUGUACCGUUUUCAAUAGGGUUUUCAAAGGCAUUGCCUAUUACCCUUAAAAUAUGCUGACCUCUAUAGCCCACCGAAUAGGGGUUGCGUCAAACGGUCGCUAGGACGGGCUUCCGCUGCAAAUGUGCUGGACCUAAGCAGGGAUCAGAUCGCCUCGGGGCCAGCGUUUAUUGGGCUGUGCCGAGUCCCUUUGAGUCCACAACUACUGGCAUACAUGCGUGAGGGCCUGGGCCUUUACACCGCCUCCGCUACUGUGUCCAUCGCCUGUUGGUUGACAGGCCCGGACAGUCGGCUGGUACAUGCGGGGAGGGGGAGGGAGUGAGGAGUGGGGAUUCCAUACACACGGCGCACCCCAGACCAUUCCUCACCAGCAAUAAAUCUGAGGAGCUUGAAUCUAUACAGACGCACCACGGAUCUUGGCCUCGAAGGUUGCCGACUGAAGUGAUACCUCCGUACUUCUCAGUAGUCAGGCUGCAAUGGCCACUAUGUCACUUUCACGUGGUACUUCGUCAGCCACUGCGCACGCACCCGCCUACAGUCGUCUUGACACUGCCCUGUUAUCGGAGUCACACCAACAAUUCGACCGUCCACUGCGUAUCCCAUAAAGUGAGGCGCAGGACGGUGACUUGUACGUGAAGUCGUAUAUAAUGAGGUGGGCUUGCGCCGCGCCUAUCGCACUCUCUCCUUCCUCUCCCGCCCGCCCUUCUCUGAUGACAAGACAAUAUCAAGACGUUAAAUGUCUUACCAUACUGACAGCACAGGCGCUAGCUAAAAGCUCGGGCACGCGUGUUUCGCCGAUCUUGUGCAGCUUCAUUACACAGCUGCGGGGGGUUAGGCUCAUCAGUUGGUCUCCCGCCAACGUUUUUCGUGCACCUUCUGGUUCAUAGACCCCAGUCUUCCUGCUGAAUUUUUUAAAUUUCCGAGAAAAUUUGUGCAAGACGACUAGAUGUGCACGCGAGUGCGGCGAUUGACAAAGCCGAACGGCCCGUCUACGCGUGUCACACCUCAUCCGCUCCCCUUUACGUGCGACGGGCUUCUUUGAAGGAUUUUGUGGGUGGAUUCCCCUUGUCGGCCUUAUCAUCCCUUUCCCGCACUGCAGUCGACUGUCCGAGCUCUUCAACCAGUAGCUGAUAGAAUUAAACGCAGUGACUGACGCAGUCGUCAUCUAAUCCGUAUCGCACUCAUGUACGGCAGCAGCCUUGAGCUCGCGCGAACUCAGAGAAGCCCGAUGAACGCGUGCCGUGAACCAGUCUGAUCCCCGCUUUGAUCCAUCGCAUCUGCAGCUCAGCCUGUUUUUGGGCCACGUCAAUCCACGUCUCAAGGGGGCUGUGGACCGUUUAAAUGAUCCACACUGAUCCACCAUCGUAUAUACCUGAUCGUGACCGAGAGGGCAGCGAGUCCGUGGCUCAGUGGUUGGUGCAGUGAACUUCUAACUGACAGGUCGCGGGAUCGAGUCGCAGGGGUUGCACACCUCGGGGCCUGGCAUAACUGUCUGACGGUGGUUAAUAAGACGUAAAUGACCAUUCCAGUCUCUCUCUUUUCUUUUUCGGUUAUGCUAUCCGGUCUCUACUGUAUUCGCCGGCUCGGUCCAAUGAUCGCCUUUCAUCAGGAGCCCUACCUGGAGACGGAAGGGCAAUUUGUCGUUAAGUUUGUGUGCCCUCCAAUCUUGUGAGAUAGAAAAAGUAAUCCUUGUCUUUCUAACAGGCGUUAAACCUGUUGGCUCCGGUAGAGUCAAAGAAAGCCUCGAGUGCGUUACUUUUAUUCUGUUUCCCUACUCUUCUUUCUUCAUAGUCAGCCCUUCUUUUUCAUGAGACUAGCUGAUACACUUUCCUCCUCAAGCUCUGAUCGACGGACUCAAAGCUGAGCAUUUUAAAGCAGAUCGCUCCUCCUGGCCUCCCCUCCCGUAAAAUGCAGUUUCGCUAGCCUAACUUUCGGUCCUGCCUCUGGCGGAAGUUGACUUUACCCGUUUUCUUCCAGUUUCUAAAGGCCGCUCAAAGUCAAGGCAAGGACUUCUCCACCCUUGAUCUUCCCGGCUUUCUGGGCCUUCAUGGCAGCCUGAAAGACGCCCAGCACAAUCUCUUCUCCGCGUGGCAAGCCAUCUUCACUAUCCCACCGCCGCAUGUUCUAUCGCGUCAGCUUGCUCAAAUGGCCAGCCGACGUCAGGCCGCUGGCAGUCGCACCACCAUGGACGCGAAUUCUGCGAGUGACAGCAGUCUUCAGGCCAGGUCUCCUUUUUUGCUGACUUCUGUUUAGUUCGAAUUGCCUCCAGGACACUUUCUGAAUACCCGAUCAUCGUGCUGGGCCGUUUCAAUCCGACUGUUUGCGGUCUUUAACUUUUAUGUGUUAAAGUGCUACAUUUCAAAAAAAGUCUCAUUUCAAGUGUGCCGCAAGUAAAUUCUAGACAAGCGUGCAUUUUGAUUAUAACACCGACCUGCUCUUCGUAGGGCGCGCCUUAUAAUUACUUAGAAAUACCUGAGCAAUUUGAGGGGCUCACCGGAUCAGUGGAAUUAAGUGGCUGACGUUUCGGAGGGCGUGGCCGGCUCUUCAUUAUCAAGGCGUUUUGUGCAAAAAAUCAGUCAGAACUUUGAAUAAACGGCCUAAUUAGCUGUCUACGAGUCGAUCGAUUUUUUUCUUUCGUUGCACUGAAAAGUAGAUUGUUAUUCAGGUCUAGUCGGUCUCUGCCUGAAGCGCGAUGGACUGGAAACGGCAUAUCAUCCAGGACUGGCCAUUUCAGGCUCCCUUACCUUUGUGGGUAAUGCUUCUGGCAUUGCGAUCGGGCUUUUGUGACUGGACUUCUCCUACGUCGUUAACAGAGGAUGUCUUAAGAGCGUUUUAGUUUUACACCUCUUCCUCUUGACUUUGUACUUUCUGCCUGUCUAACUUCCUGUUUCUCACCUUUCUAGGGUGAAGCAAACGCUGGAUGUGUGUCAGUCAGCUGGGGAAUCUCAGACGCUUCAUCUGGGAAUUUUUGAAAACUAUCUGAGCAGGCGAAUGAAGGACGCAAGCCUUCAGUCGGUACGUCUCCAGGACUGCGAUCCGCCAUCUCUCUCUGUGUGUGUGUGCGUGUGUAUGCGUGCACGCUUUUAUAAUCAGAAAAGUCGGACGAGCGAGGCCCUGAGUGCGAAGUGUGGUCUAGUCGGCAGUUGUGUGGUUGCACGCGCAGAUGAAGACCGUAUGCCUGCCAAACCAAAGUCGUCCUACUCCUACUUCUCAUCCCACAACUGUCGAAUUCCUGCAGAGAGAGAGGGCGACAGCAAUCCUGUAGGCGGCCCGGGCUAAUUCGGACCGUUGCUCACUGAAUCGAAGUUGUGACCCGUAAUAGUACCCGUCAGCCAUCCGAGCUGCCUCAGUAGCCGGAUUCAGGGAGGCACUGCCUUCCGCCUCACUGACGAAGGGACUGCAAAAGGCGCCCCAAACAAAUACAGUUGAUUGCGCUGUCUGCUGACCAACUGUGACUCCUUGACGCUGAGCAUAUUGUCAAAACACUAAAAACUGCAGCAGCAACCUCCGCCCAUGUCCGCAUUCUCUUAAUAUUCCUUCCGGAGUGAUGAAUAUCCACUUCCGUUUAUAUAACCCAAAAGCCAACUAACCUCGGAGAGGAGAACCGUUCUCGUCAGAGGAAAGCUGGCUUAUUUCAAAGUGUACAUCGCUGCACUCAACGACACUCGUUCAUCAGAGUAGAAACAGCUGGAGGACAUCGGUGCAUGCUACGCCCUCUUCUAGAGCCUUUGCUAGAAGAAGGAGCGAUGUGUCGCCAGAGUCGCCUUUGCCGUCAGGGACGACUUAACUCUAGUUAAAUCAACAGCCACCUCAUCCCAGUGAAGCCCCAACCCAGCUUUAUUAAUAUUGCUGGCAAAGUCAUGGCUCCCGACAACAACUCCAACUCCCAAAUCGACAACGACCUCUUAGGUGACCUAGGCUAAUUCGAGUUGUUUUCCUACCAAACCCAAGUUGUGACCCCCUAGGAGAACUCUGCAGCCGCCUGGGAUGUCUCACCAACUCUGUUCAGGGGAGUAUCGCCUUUCCCCUCACAACUGCAAAAGCCGGAAAAAGGUUCUUCGAAUAAACCCCGUUAGUCACGUCAUCUGCCAUCUGACCUUGGCUCAUGGCACCAAAUACACGAUCGAAACACCAGAUGAACUUACACACCCCAUGCCGUCCUUCCUACCAUUGUCGUUCAGGUCAGAAGAACUAGUUUGUCUCACUGUGGAUGUCGCCGCACUCACAGAUGCCCGUUUCUCGCAACAGAGACAGUUGAAUAAGCUCGAUUCUGGUUAUGCCCUCUUCUAGAACCGCUGUCGGAGGAAGGAGCAUUGUGAUGCUGGAGAUACCUUUGUUAGCAGAAGGGACCUUGCUAAGUGACUGCUUUCUUUCCUUGUGGAAUCAACUUUCACUCUAUUUCAAUCUGGCUCCUACGCCGAAAUAAUUUCAUCACCAUCAUCUGCGCCUACGUUCCCUAGAGUAGCAGGCAUUAUAGGGCACUGCGAACUACGUGUCGUCCUUCCGGCCAUUUCCAGCACAGUGUCCUCGCUCACCCCGGAAACCUGGAUUGUUCGUUUUUUGGGAUAAUCAAAUGCCAGACCGGCGGGAGAGGAGGACAGCUCUGGUCGCAUUAGAACUGAUUCCGUUCAAGGUAGACAUCACCACAUCCGACGAGGCACGCUUCUAGGAUCAUGGAUAAGUGAACGAAGUCGGCUUAGAGCACAACUCUUUGAACGACCAUCAAAGGGAAGGACGAUGUGAUGCUGGAGUAGUCUUUGCCAUCAGGACCAAAUUCCUCAGAAAGCUGCCUUCUUUCACUCCCAUGGCAGCAACAACUGCCUCAUUUACAUUAAAUUCCCACUCCGCGUUCAGAAGUUCAUCACAAUUAUCGCCCCUGCCACAUCCUUAAAAUGGUAGAGGACAACGAAGCGAGGGAGAAACCCCACAGUAAUCUGCACUUGCUCCUCGUGUCUCAUGCCGAAGACGAACAAACCGGUCUGGCCUCAGUGACCUCAGCGCCUGAGUAGACAGAUACACAAUCUGAGGAGGAGUGUUUUGUGUUUACGGACCAGGUCACUGAGCUGCAAGGCGACUUGUUUUACCGAGGACCCGCGCGGACCACAAUCCCCUCGCCACCGGCGCUCUCCAUCGGCUUCCCAGUGGCAAGCAACCAACAUGCCACUGCCGUACCGUAGGCUUCUCAAGAGACGUGACCACCGUGAAAAAAAUGUGCACCUAGGUACCGACUAACGCCUUGCCAUCUCGCAGACGACGUCGCGAGAAACUGAGACCAGUGACGCCGACCAAGGCAGCGCUGAACACGUUUAGGUGGGGAAUCUCCGGCAAAGUAUAUUACUUUGACCUGGACUACCGCUAAACUCCGUGGUGCGUGAAAUCGCUGAGCAAAUUUGGCAGAGACUGUGGGAUACCAUUUCACGUCAUCGGCGCUGCACGCCAAAGACGCCAGGACCAGUUCGACGACAGCGACGUAGGAGUACAAACAAUGACCUCUAAGAAAAACCAACGUCACGACCCUGAAAGCCAGAAAAAGUCACAUUUGUCCAACACCGUCGUCAGCUGCAACAAGUGCUGUCGAGGCGGAUAAGAUACAAGGUUGCGCAGAUCGCAUCGAAAUGAAGAUAUUCUCUGCGGCUGUCAAGACAGCCCAUCGCUACUCAUUUAAAAUGACACACAAAAAUCGCAGAUCUUGUAGCUCUAAGUCAAGUACUUUAGUUGCGGUGUCAAACAGCAGUCUGCAAUCUCUACGGAAGCGGUCAACAGGCCUCCUCAGCUAAUACUAGGUCCCUUGACCUGUUGGUUAGAAGUUCAUCUCCCUUAACCACUGUACCAGGGGCUCGUUGUCCUGUCAACUUCUAUAAUUUAUCAAAAACUGCCUCUCUCUGCCCGCUGCUGCAGGCACGAAUAUAUAUACUGCUCAAAUCAUCCUUAUUCUCCCGCUCUAACUACUUCUGUCAGCCAUAUCCCUAUCGUUAUCUUCGGCAUCUUGUUUGCCCAUGCCGGGCUCACCAGUUUUUUCCUAAUGUUCUCGACCAUAUUUCAUAUCUCAGGCACGAAAGGCUGCUGACUGGUUAGUCUACAGUGAUCUCCUGUGGAACCGAAUUCAAACCACGCAGGACUUCUCGCUUUCUCGGUAUCCCGGGGUUCUUCCCGCCUGGUUCCACCUUUCCUUUGCCUCCACAGCCGAGAGUGGGAAGAACUGGGGGGCCGCUUCUGGUGGCGAUCGUGGCUUCAGCACAAUUCGUUGGCCCACCACCUACACGGAUAACCAGUCCUCUGCCAAUCGUUCUGAGGCUGUCAUCGACAGUAUUUUGGAAAAUCAGUGGCGCGCUGCCGCCUCCGCCAGUCUCAUCGACUCUGAUGGCGUCGGCGUUCCUACUAGCCUUAGGUUAGUUUAUAACUUCUACUUUACUAAUUUCAGUAGGCGUAUAAUUGCAAUUUCAGUUCUCAAGGGUUUUUCUCAGUAGACGCCCCGCGACAAAAAGGGCUCCCUUCUUUCUGAGAGCACUAAUUUCCUGAUAAUAUACUUUAGAUGAUGCCUCCACAAACUCUGUCUGUGAAGUUUUCAUUUCCUGUUUGCGUUAAAUACAGUCGUUUUUUUCUGUUCUCAACUACUUCAGGUGUCUCACUCGCCAGCGCUUCCUUCUCGAUGCGUCAAGUUACGUGAACAUGCUUUUUUCGGCAAUGUGUUCACGCCUUCGCCCCGUCAAUAUUCAACUCUACACGGAACAGGAGAAGAAACAGCUAAUGCACUUAGUUAGCUUCGUGGUCAACAUGGGCUUGGAUCUGGUCCCCAUGCAGGCUGAUGAUGACAGCGAGGAGCAGACCUAUAGACUGGAACCGUAAGUCCCGCUUCUUCACUGUUGCUGUCACUAAUGAAGUAUUUUUGGCAACUUGAAGACCGUACUUUUUUCCGUUUCACUCAUCACUCAGUAGUUCUCUUCACCCGUUUAUACGGCCGCCUUGCCUAGCUUUCGAGAUUCCACCGUCGCAGCCGACGACUCUACCUCGUGUCCCAAUGACUUGCGUGGGAAUCAUUUUAUAGCGAUUGCAGGCCUGUGCAGCAUCUACUGUACAUCUACAGUGGCCGACAGAACUAAACUGCCCGUCUAGGCGUGUCACAAACACGUUCUAGUCUCCGCUGUAUGUAACAGGCCACAAUGAAAGUGACUCAGACCUCACGAACUCAGUCCAAAUGACACUGAGAUCACAGAUCGUUGCCAAUAGAAGCGAAGAGCCGAGCCCCAGGAAGUAGUCUUGAAGAAGGAGACACGAUCGCCGGGACAAGAGUUUUAUUAACCUGACGUUUCGGAUUCCUGCUCGAGCCCAUCAUCAGCCCCUUGUGCAACAACCACCCGUUUUUGCUCUUUUGUCUCUGAUGAUGGAUUCGAGUAGGAAUCCGAAACGUCAGGCUAAUAAAGCUCUUGUUCCGGCGAUCGUGUCUCCUUCUUCAAGACUACUUCCUGGGACUCGGCUCUUCGCUUCUAUUGGCAAUGUAUUUGGGCGCGAUGCGCUCCGAUCGGCCAGGCGAUGGGAAACCUUCGCCCUUCGGGAGGCCUCUACGUAUUCGCAGAUCCGGUUUCUGCACAGGUGUCUCGAAAAUAAUGUGUUACCGAAAUGUGUUUCAUACAAGCCACCGGUUAACACGGAUUUGUCGAGACGAGCAGUUUUUCAGCACGGCAGAAGGAUGAUCCGAGUGCUCCUCCAAGAUUGCCACGCGAGACUUCGUAAGUACCGUCAAAUGAUUGACUAAGAAAAGACCAGAUGCUGCGAGUUCAUGGGUGAAAUCGGUACGAAUCUGCUCCGGCGGAGGAUAGCUGCACAAGCCCGCGAACAGAGCACGAUACGCGACGCAGCACUGGAGAACAAAUUUCGAAAGCUGCCCAAUCCAACGUCGCCCAGAAACGACAAACGGGUGCACAACCUGUCAUCAAAGGAGCUGACGAAGGAUCAGAUGCAGGUUUUACGGCACGAAGCUUCAUUUAACACGGCUGACGCCAAACCUGUUAACAUGAUUGCAGCAGUGGAAUCAAUCCUUUGUCAGACGGAGGCAACGGAGGAGACUAAGAACCUCAUCCGACACCAAGUGUCGUCUCUCCUGAUGGCCCACAGGCCGCGGGAAGUGCUUUCCAAGGUCGAACGUGAUGCGCUGAGAGAACUCAAGGCCGACAAAGACCUGGUUAUCGUGCCAGCGGACAAAGGACGCGCCACAGUUGUACUGGACAGGACAGACUACCUUCAAAAAGCCAAAAGGUUUACUGGAGGACCGACAGUUCUAUGUCCCAUGUGCAACGAACCCUUUAAAGGCGCUGACACGCGAAAUUAAUGCUACGUUGUUGGCCUUGGAGAACUCAGGUGCAAUAACACCGACCGACAGACGCAUGGCGAGACCCCAAGAUACGGCUUUGGCCCGAUUCUAUGGCCUCCCUAAGGUGCACAAAGACGGCGCUCCUCUCCGACCCAUCGUGUCGCUCAAAGGGACUCCAGCGUACGGACUGGCUAAGUGGCUGUUCCGGCGUCUCAAGUUCCUGACCGCUGAGUCAGACACCACGGUGUCUUCGUCAGCACAAUUCCUGGAGAAACUCAAAGGGGUAAGCAUCCAUCCAAAUGAGGUCAUGGUAUCUUUUGAUGUUACAUCCCUUUUUACUUCUAUUCCCCAGGACCUGGCGAUCGAGACAAUUGAACUGCUACUACAAAGCAAAUACGAUGAAACGGAGAACCGUCUUGGACACGCCCAAAUCCUUCAGCUCCUGAAGCUCUGUCUCACGACGUACUUCACGUUCGACGGGACAAUCUACGAACAGGUGAAGGGCACACUAGUGGGUUCGCCGAUUUCGGGAUUCAUCGCCGAGGCGGUCCUGCAACGGUUAGAGUCGCUGGUCUUCCAACACCACAGACCGAAAUUCUGGGCUCGGUAUGUGGAUGAUACCUUCGUCGUCAUCGAACGGGAUCAGGUGUUGACAUUCCAAGAACAUCUCAACGCCGUCUUCCCGGACAUUCAAUUUACUAUGGAGGAGGAAAAGAACAACCAGCUGGCCUUCCUGGAUGUCCUCGUAUGCUGCAAGGAUUGUGGUGGACUAAAGACCAAAGUGUUCAGGAAAGCGACAAAUACGAUGCAAGUACUGAACUUCAACAGUAACCACCCAAUCAGCCACAAACGCAGUUGUGUAAGGACGCUCUAUCGGCGUGUCGAAACGCACUGCAGUGAGCCGGAAGACAAAAUUGCCGAACUACAAUACCUCCGACGGGUCUUCAAAGCCAAUGGCUACCCGCGCAACUUCGUCGACCGGUGCAUACGCAAAAGGGACGAAAGGCCUAACCGCACGGACACCAAGUCUUGGCGGGCACUUCCGUAUGUCAAGAACGUUUCGGAAGCUGUCGGCCGCCUUCUCGCACCACUUGGGGUUGGAGUGGCACACAGACCGGAGACGACCAUCAGGCGUCUGAUCAUGAAACCGAAAGACCCACUGCCACGGCUAGAAACGUCUGGAGUCGUUUAUCGGAUCUGGUGCAGUUGCGGACAAAGCAACUACGUCGGACAAACCGGAAGACAGCUCCGAACGAGAAUGGCCGAACACGCGGCAGCGGUGCGCAAAAAUGACACCAGCUCUCAAGUUGCGGCUCAUUCGUCGAGAUCCGGCCACACAUGCAAAUUCGACGAGAUCGCAAAUCUCGCAAGAGGUGACAACCGAGUGAGCCGGGAGCUACUGAAAUCAUGGUUUACUGGCCCCCAGUCCGUCAACAAGUGCAACGAUCUUCCCAUUCCAUACUCCGUACUGAAACUUCGCCUAGGCGGGGUAACAAGCCAUGCGGGGAGUGCAGAGGUGAACAUUCUUCCCAACACCGGGGUCGAUGCGUCAGAUGGUCGAGCAAUCAUCACGCCAACAUCCAACGCACGUUAUGAACUUGCAGCAAUUAUCGACUCGAAUGUCGGCCAUCAAACAAUGAUCACCAAGUGCGACGAUCCCGGAUGAAGGGUGGAGCCGUGAACGUUCAUAGGUAUGCGGUAGCAUGGCUACUGCAUCCUAUAAAUACCGCAGCCCCUUGUGCAACAACCACCCGUUUUUGCUCUUUUGUCUCUGAUGAUGGAUUCGAGUAGGAAUCCGAAACGUCAGGCUAAUAAAGCUCUUGUCCCGGCGAUCGUGUCUCCUUCUUCAAGAUCACAGAUCGUGUAGCUCUACGUCGAGUGCUUUAGUUGCGUUGUCAAACGCCGGUCUGCAAUCUGUAGGGAAGCCGUUAACAGACAGCCUCAAGUGAGACUAGGUUGCGUGACCUGUUGGUUAGAAGUCCGACGCCCUAACCACUGUACUAAGGGCUCGUUGUCCUGCCAACUUUUAAAUUUUAUCAAAAACUGACUCUCUGCCCUCUCGUACAGGCACGAAUAGAUAUACAGCUCAAAUCAUCCUUCUCAUGUGACUGAAUAAUCCAGAUCGCAGAAAACAGAACAGCAGUAACGGAACAUGUAAGACUUUAAACCAACAGAACCCAGUUCCACAACAGAGGUCUUCCUGGCCUGAGGUUGAGUGCAUUCUCUGUCAUCCCUCCUCGCUGCUAUUUUGACUUGGCCGAAUUCGGCCUGGUAAUUGGUUGUCUGUUCGUUACCUUUGCCACCCAUACGGAGCUUGUUUGCUUCGGGCAGCCAGUAGGUCGGUGUGCGCCCAUUCUUGAUUGAAUAAAUACCCGAUCUGCAGCGACGGAAAAUGACUGGUGUCCAGGCGCUGAAGAACAUCGGUUCGAUGAAGUGCUUAUGACCCAUCUGGUAGACCCCAGUGCUCUACCAACACCGCCGGUUCUUCGGUGUUGCUGUCACUAGUGAAGUAUUUUUGACAACUUGAAGACCACCCUUUUUUUCCGUUUCACUCAUCACUCAGUAGUUCUCUUCACCCAGCCGCCUUGCCACAACCACCUAGCUUUCGAAGUUCCACCAUCACAGACGGCAACCCUAUCACCAGUGCCCCAGUGACUUGCGCGGGAACAUUUUUAUAGCACAUUGCAGACUUGCGUAACAUCUACUGCAUUUCCCUUCCCUUACCUACCUUGAUGACAAGAUGUCAGGACAAGCGAAGGUGGGCACAGGCGUAGUGGCCGACAAAGCUAAGCUGUCCGUCUAGGCGUGCUACACACUUGACCUGGGUCACAAUAAGGAUGACUCGAACCCCGCAGACUCUGACAAGUCAGUCGUCUCGAUGGUCGUAUUGCAAAUGAGACCGUAAAAAAACACCACCGGUCUCCACAAAGAACGUUUUAUGUGUCCGUCCACGAUUAUCAUCUGUAACAUACUUUAGGAAUUGGAUAACUUUUAUAAGUGAAGAAGAAGAAGACAGGUCGAGCACUGGAACACUUUCUUUUAUUGUCCUGAGUUUUCCGACUCGUGCAGGAGUCCAUCGUCGGAGGUAGUGGUAGCAACAGAACAAGUGACAGUUACAGGGCAUAUAGGCCAAUCAUCGACCGACGGCGCAAAACUGCAGGUGACGGCGCAGCGCUCUGUACGCCGGCGACAGAUCAAUAAAUCGAUUGACUGAGUUCUCGUCCGAGACCCAGGUUUCAAUAAAUUCUCGGCUUGUUUUGUUUUCCGCGCGGACGACUUUUUGGUGGCUGCGAAGUUAGACUCGUGACACAUUUCGUAGGUGUUGGCGGCCACUUGUAAUAAUGCGUCGCCUCGUCGUACAACCAGCUUCUGUUCGUGUAUGCGCGAUCUUAGCAUGCGUCCAGUUUGGUCUGUGUAGUUACAAGGACAGUUUUGACACGGGAUGUGAUACACUACUUCAGAUUGCUUUUCAAGCCUUAACCGGUCUUUACUUUUCAUGACCCUAUUACGCAUGGCGGCUUUGGGACUGUGGGCAAUUCCAACACCUAGCUCCGUGACCGCGUAGGCAGCGACUUAUGAAUGCCCUCGAAUAGCCAUUAUGUUGAAGUCAUUAAUUAUGCGCCUACUGUGACCUACAAGUUACGGUAGGUGGGCUAACUCAUGAAAUGUCAACCGAAAUUCCAAAAUGCGUUUUCGUUUCGAAAAGAUUAAUUUAGUAGGGUUGUAAAGCUAGUCCGCCUGCAACAUAAUUCUGUAAUGCUUCAGUUACCUCACGAUGCCAGCUUUCGAAUGAACUUUCCUCCGGCUGCAUACAAAAACCACACUCGUUAAGAAAUGACUACUUAAGUAACAUGAAUUUUUCUCAUUGAUUUUCGAUGCCCUUAAAAGUCCAAUUAUAUUUCAUGAAAAACAUCCAUAAAAUAUUCAUUAUUUCGCUCAUUUAGUAGAGAAUUACGUCUUCUUCCAAUCUUAUAUUCGAGGGAAGGGUAUAAUUCGGUUUUCAAAAACUUUUCCAAUUCCCGAAUAAUUUUGAAUCCGCUCUACCGUUACCCUUAGAUUCAGGGUUUUGAAUCUACAAGCCGUAUAUUUUCCGCGUACGGAAAACCAUACAUUACUCUACAGUAAUAGAUGGGAACCGUAAGUGGUUCAUAGAAUUUUGGCAGUAGAUUUGAUCCAUAUUGUUAACUUUACAAGCCACAUUUGUUAAUGCGGAGACAUGACGAUUUAUGAACGGCCACUUCACGGUUUUUAAAAGUCCCACAAUUGGAAACUUUUUAAACCGAAUUGUACCCUUCCUUCGAGUGUAAGACUGGAAGAAGACUUAAUUGUCUACCGAAUGAGCAAAAGGAUGAAUAUUUUUAUGCAUGUUUUUCAUGAAAUGUAAUUGGACUUUAAGGGGCAUCUAAAAUCAAUGAGAAAAUUCACGUUAUUUAAGUAGUCAUUUUUUACAGAGUGUGGAAUAUCAUUGAACUUUUAGGGGCAUCGAAAAUCAAUGAGAAAUACUCAUGCUACUUAAGUAACCAUUUUACAGAGUAUAGUUUUUGCAUGCAACCGGAAGGAAGUUCGCUGGAAAGUCGGCAUCCGGAGGUAAAUGAAAUGUUAUAGAAGUAUGUUACAGGCUAAUCAGUUGUACAACCUUACUUAAUUAAUCUUAUCGAAACGAAGACGCAUUUCGGAAUUUCGGUUGACAUUUCAUGAGUUAGCCCACAUACUGUACUUGUCCUAUCGAAAAAGGCGCUUCUCCCUCACGCAGCUAUUUAUUCUUUCCGGGUGACGACUCAUUUUGUGGUUGGGAGCGACUUGACAAGCGUGCCCUCAUCGGUCAGUCAGACCCAUCCCCAGGCCAGGAACACUUCUACUGUGCGCCUGAUUCCUGUUGAUUUCAAGUCUUGCGUGUUAGUGUUGUUCUGUUUUCUGUUGGUCUGCGUUAUUCAAGGUCACAGUGGAAGGAUUUAUCCAUCUGACCUGAUUACAAGGCGGAAUAGGGACAUUUCGUCUCCCUUCUCGGAACAGGUCGUCACGCAGCGGCAAGCAAUCAGUAAUUGAGCACUUUGCCCCCAAAAUAAUAUGAAUGACUCCGGCCACACAUUUAAAUUCGACGAGGCCGAAAUUCUCGCAACAGGUGACAACCGCGUGAGCCGGGAGCUACUUGAAUCAUGGUUUACAGGCCCCCAGUCCAUUAACAAGUGCAAUGAACUUCCCCUCCGUACUCAGUGCUGAGACUUCGCCUAUGCGGAGUAAUUGGUCACGCGGGGAGCGCACAGGUGAACACUGUUCCCAACGCCAGGGUCGGUGGGUCAGAUGGUUGAGCAAUCAUCACACCAACUUCUAACGCACGUGAUGAAAUUGCAGCAAUUAACGACGCGAAUGUCGGCCAUCAAACAAUUAGCACACCAAGUGCGAUGAUCCCGGAUGAAGGCGGGAGACGUGAAUGUUCAUUGGUAUGCAGUAGCAUGGCGACUGCAUCCUAUAAAUACUGCAGCCCCUUGUGCAUGAAGCACCCUUAUCUGCUUUUGUCUCUGAUGCUGGCUUCGAGCAGGAAUCCGAAACGUCAGGCUAGUAAAGCUCUUGUCCCAGCGAUCCUGUCUCCUUCUUCAAGACUACUUCCUGGGACUCGUCUCUUCGCUUCGAUUGGCAAUGACUCCAGUGCCCAUUUCUGACAUCUGUCUUCGGCGGCCAAUCAUGCCCCAACCUUAGACCCUCGAAUACCUGACGUUUGUCCCCUCAUGCACUUGGUUCAAGGUUAGCGGUUUUAUCCCUGGACUUUGAGCCGCGCCAUGUCGACCGCGACCGGAGUACCAAGUGCUACUCUUCCGUUAUGCCUGACGAUCUGUCCUUGCUUAUGGGAGGCAGACAGCACUUGUUUGGUAGUUCCCACUUCCUUGUGCGCUGAAUAACAUCAGAGUAUUAUGACAUUUAAACCGCCCAGGUGAAAUCUGAGUGAUCUGCCCUACUUUUCUUGGCUUUCAGACCCCUGGACUCAGUCGCCCGGUUUACGUCCUCCAUGCGACUGGACAAAGACGCCUCCUACGCGACCAAACAAAUGUUGGCCCGGGAACUCGUACUGGAACGUAUGAGACGGGCUGAGGCGAUGUUUUCCUCACAACAACCUCCUAGGCGGGAAUCCUCGGGUGAGGCGGAAACCAGCGCGCCAGCUGUCACUACUACUCCCCGAGGUCCGCUGCCGGACUCCUUUAUGAGCACCCGUAUGGGUCCAACUGCCAAGCUUAUGGAUGAACCCGCCAAACAGAAGGUAGUAAUUUUGGACGAAUUUUUCUAUAGUCAGAAUGUUGUUACCGACAAAGAUCAGGGAGACUGGAGUGGCCAUUUCUGGCAUAUUAGCCGUCGUCAGCAGCCAGUCAUACCCAGUUCCGAAAUGUGGAACACCUGGGGCACGAACUCUCGACCUGUUAGUUGGAACUCCAACUCCGCUAACCACUGGGCCACGGGCUCGUUGUGCUGUCGGUUUCGAUCCGGAAUACACAAUGACAGAGGGGGGACGCUCACCGAUCGUUCUUACGGAACUCACUCGUUCCGUUGUGCCUUACGGGCUCUCUCCCUCGAGCCCAGCCAGCGGCCGCACAGUGGCGCAUGAUAUAGGCAGUUUGUUAUUACCGACAAAGACAAGGGAGACUGGAAUGGCCAUUUCUGGCUUAUUAGUCGUCGUCAGCCAGUCAUACCCAGUCCCGAGGUGUGGAAUACCUGGGGCUCGAACUCGCGAUCUGUUAGUUAGAAGUCCAACUCCGCUAACCACUGAGCCACGGGCCCGUUAUCCUGUCGGUUUCGAUCGGGGAUAUACAAUGGUAGAGGUGCCAGAAAUGGCCAUUCCAUUCUCCUAUGUCUUUGUCGGUAAUAACAUUCUGCCUAUAUCAUGCACCGCUGUGCGGCUGCUGGUUGGGCUCGAGAGAGAGCUCGUUAGGCACAACGGAACGAGUGAUUUCCGUAAGAACGAUCGGUGAGCGCCCCUCUAUUAUUGAAUUUUUUUAUUUUAGGUGACAAUUAAAUAUAGAUUUUUUUACUUCUUUAUGCGCGCCCAGACUUCUUGAAAAAAAUGUCCAUGAAAGUCCGGGAGUGUGAUGCAACGCACGUGUAAGUAAUGAUCGUGAGAAUGAAAGGGGGCUGAUGAGAUGAGAACGGCAGGCGCAUAAAAAGACGCUUCCUAGGACAGGAAGGUUUCAACCUUUUGACGCCUUCGUCUUUAUAGCUGCGUUUAAAAAUGCCUGAUAAUGAACCACGACCAGAAACUCGGUAGGAAUGAGGGGGGAAGUUGUACUGCAUGCAGUUUCGCGGUUGAUGCUGUCAUCUCCAACGGUGGAUAGUGCGCAGAUUCUGUACUUUGAAAACUUUUAUCAGUAGUCCGAACGCUCCGGACAGCGGACUCUUGUUGCGUGUUUAACACAAAAGGUUGAAAACUAACUGCAUGGAAUAGGGUUCAGUCCCAUCCGGACGUUGUCGCAGUCAACUGUAUCUUGUAGUUGUUAUCGCCGAAAAUCAGCUCACUUCGAACAACCUCAAUCUGCACACGGGAAAGCGAUGUGCUAUCCACCACACCCUGGCCGCACGUUUUCGAUCCAUACUCGUGCUUUCUGUACUUUUACUGCGGUAAAUUGUACACCUGCACUGCUUGAAAAUGUUUUUUUUCUCUUCUCUCUUAGGUGGCGAAGGACUUCUUUGGCAGACCGAUUAUCAAUAAAGUCCUAUCCCCAUCCUCUAAAGGUAACUGUGUGGAAACUGGUUCUUUUAACUUCUUGCCCUCACCCCUUUUUUGCCAGCGCAUCUUGUUAAGGGUCUCCUUGGAAAAGAAAUAGAGGCAGGCAUUUAGCGCAAGACCCUUAGACCGUCGUUACCGACGAUGUCCACCGUGUACUCCACUGAAAGGUGAAGCAGACACGGUCACUUGCGCAUGAAUUAGUUUAUAAUGGUAGCAGACUUGCGCUGUAUCUACCGCACUCUCUCCUCCUUACUUCCCACCUGGACCAGGUGCCAAGACAGAGCCAAGAAGAUUGGAGACGGGCAAGGGCGCAGGCGGAUGACGCGGUCGAACCCGCACCUUGGCGUUCCGCCCCACGCCUCCGGUCCACAUAGCAAAUGGCCAGGUUUUCGCCAACAACACCCAAAAGGGGUCAGAAGGAUGAGGAUGAUGACUGAGCAGCCGUGCCCACCACCUGCAUACCCAGCGGGAGCGCAAGCGCAUCUACCGGCAGGGGGAACCAGGUGUCAGGGAACUGCCAGCGCAUACCAGGCCGCGAGGGCCAUGGUUUGCUGAUACUGGCGUAGCACACGCUUACAGACCUUUUGACCGACCUAAGACCUCUUAGGAAGGUGUUUGUUUCGGAUAUUAUCGAUCUGGAGGAUGGAUUCAGAAUGGCGAUAGUAUUCCUCCGAAUGGCUGAUUUCGCUGUCCAACCAGUCUGUGCACACAAGAUGAAGGUCAUUGAACUUGCUGAUGGCCCGCAACUGUAUCAGCCACCGUAAAGGAUUCCAGACGCUGCCUGCCUGGCAGUGGGUUUUCUGAAUUCACCACUUGGCGUCUGAUAAUUUUCCCUUGUCUGUGUGUCACUUCAACCCCGAUCGGAGUGAGGAGGCGGCUGACGGCCUCCGAGGUGUUCUUGACGUGCGGGAGCGACAGUCAAAAUUUUGGUCCAACACCGUUUCGUCUCGCUUCUCCACCUUGCAUGCACCAGCUGACAAAAUUGCGCUGAUAACCAUGCCCUCUGAGUAGCCCUCGAAGGUUCACUUCAGUACGUCUCAACACGCAGGCUGAACUGUCAUUGUGGCUGAUUGGGGGGUUCUGGUGGUUGCUGUAUCGUUGUGCGAGUGUUUGAUACCUCUGCUUUGCGGGGCGACAACAGAAUGUAGAGUCAAGACCUAAGGCGAAUGGAAACGCGGCCACGCAGGGAGCAUCAGACCAAGCCGGCUGUGUAAUGCACGCCUGAGCUCAGGUGGCCAAUGGGCGUGUAAUGUACGACAUCGAGUAAACCUGAUGCUUUUGCUCACGCAUGCGGCCCCAUCAAUGACUGGCUGAGCACUCGUGAUUCUUCCACCGGGGAGAGGGGUUAUCACACAAGAAACAUCCGAUCCACGCCCACCAAGCUGGAGCUCAGGAUGUUCUAGAACCGUUAGGAGACGGAGAAAUAAGGCGUGUUCUAGCGCUUUCGACAUUAUAUUACUUGGGCUGACAGAAUAAAAGGGUUGCUCCUGGAACCUGAGCUUCUCUCCCUCAUCCACCCGUCUAAGAUGUAACAACGGCCAGUUAUUGGUGCCUUCAAGCCAGUAUCAUCAGCAUUCGAGCUAUGUCCUAUGCGGGGGCGGAUCGUGUGUGGCACACAUAGACGGGCUAUUGAUCUCUGUCAACCACAUGCACCCAAUCCCAACAUCAGACGACCAACCGACUCGGAGGGCUGACUGUUACAUGGAAUAGGGAAGAGAGAGAGAGAGAGAGAGAGAGAGAGAGAGAGAGGGAGAGAGAGAGAGAGAGAGAGGCCAACUCAAUGCAUUUGCCACUGUGAACAGUCUAACGGGCUUUGAAAAUAUUACGAUGCGCUAGGAGCCGCGACUUUUGAGGCUGCUGACUGACGGGAUAACUCGUACCCCCCCCCCUCAGGCCGCAAUGAAUUCUCCUGAAUGUGGCGUCUACGGUACUCCCACUCAGAUGAGACCCUAGCCAACCACAGUUAAGACCUGGUCCCUCGUGCGCAGGCACGCGUAGACGGACUAUUCAGCCAUGUCACCCACUGUGUCCGGUCUCGACUCCCGUCAUUUUGACUCUGUUUUGCCACCGGGCCCGGGGGAGUGAGGAAGGAUGCUGCGAAAGUCACCGUUCCUGCGUCCGGCAUGUCUUGGGACACAUCGUUUGCGAUGGUCCAACCGUCAUUCGAGGCAUGCCCCGUCCACACAGAAGCCAUCUGUUACACCGCCUCCGCCGACUUUUUUCGGCUUCUUUGCUCGUUUCCAUGACGAAUGACCAGAGAGCCUGUCGACCGACUAACUGCGCCCUCCUUAUUCACCAACCUGUCGGCCAAACCCGACUCUGUCUCACGAGGCGACUGAAGCCAUGACGAAAGUGGUGCACCUUCAAUCCAUCUCGGUGGUGUGUUUAGGCAUCUGCUGUAGUAGAGAGCGCUCCUUCCUGCCGCUCUUAGCCUGUAAAGUAGCGCCGACUGAAGCGCAGGUAGUGAGUAGUAACUGUGCUUUACACCAGGGGUGGGUCCGGCCGGCCAUUCGAUUGACGGAACAUUUGAUUCACGUGAUUUCGCAGAUGCAGUUGGACUGUGAACAGUCAUGCAACUGAUGACAUCUGUGACGAAAUACCUUCAGGAAGUUUUUUCUUUCAAUUUCACUGUUCCAUAAGUGUUCUUGUGGCUAGCUGGUUCGUCAGCGGAUUUUUGUGCUUUUAGAUAAUGUGCGCCCUGCUACUCGCUGUCCCAUUAAUCAGGAUGUUUGGUUCAAAUUCAAGCAGGGCCAUUCCAACGCCGUUCGUCGUCCAUUCCUGAUGAGCAAUCUGUUGUAA
Molecule: messenger RNA, 26825 nt
Organism: Spirometra erinaceieuropaei
Lineage: Eukaryota; Metazoa; Platyhelminthes; Cestoda; Diphyllobothriidea; Diphyllobothriidae
Source: the annotation of a GenBank genome assembly